Molecule: messenger RNA, 951 nt
Organism: Marchantia polymorpha subsp. ruderalis
Lineage: Eukaryota; Viridiplantae; Streptophyta; Marchantiopsida; Marchantiales; Marchantiaceae
Source: the annotation of a GenBank genome assembly
GAGACAAAAGGAAAUUUGGUGGCGACCAAUUCUAUAGAUAUGAGUAAUCGUGAUGAAUGCAUAUCUCGAAGUCAUUUGAUUCGGACUUCAGCGCGUUGGGAUUUGUCCAGCUCGUGCCGGGGGUCGGACACUGAAGUAUGAAAGAUCGAGGAAUGUUGGUGAAAUUGAACAUGCAAAAGUGCAGCCCUAAUUGUGGAGAAGAAGGCAAGCCAAGCAAGAAACCACUUACUGCGGGGCCGAUCUUUGGCUCGAGUCGUCCAUGGCAGCGGGGAGCAAUUGUGUCGACCUCUCCCCCGUGAGAGGAAAGACGUGGACGGUCUCGAGUUUCUUUCAUCGCCCCGCCUUUUAGCGAGCGAUGGAUGGAUGGAUGGAUGGCUGGGGCAGCAGCUGCCAUCGUCGUGUCCGUGUUCUAUCUGCUCAUUCGGCAAUCGAGGGAGGGAAUCAGAACUUGGGCGAGCCGCAGCAGCAACAACAACAGAGAAAAGCGACGAGGGAGCCCAUCGCCUCCCAAAAGCGAGACGCAAAAGCCUGUUCUCGUCACGCUUUGCUCCGUUGACGUCGACGCGACCAAAAUCCAAAAGGCGUGACACCAUUUCGUGCCUCGCGCACGAAAUCAAACUCGUCCAACCUUUCCUGCGCUCAACACCAACACAACAGCAUUCGGUGCAUCAACCCUCCGCAGCCAUAGCUUUCCAAUUCCCGAUUUUCUUUCCCGGUCGAUGGUUUGUCAAUUCCUCUUCGAAUUUCGAUACAGAAUUGCGUGCAGGACGCAGCUUGCAGCACUGUCAGGGCUCGUGUUCAAGUCCUUGCAUGAUUCCCACGCAAUUUGGAGUCAAUUUGUCGUGUCAAAUCUUCUGUACCUUCUGUAUUCUUGCUUUGGAGUUCAGAGUCAUAGAUGUCGAUUUUGAUAUCUUACAAAUGGACUGUACAGAAAUUUACCAAAGUAUGUAA